GAGUAUUUAGACUUCAGACCUUUGAACCUGGAGCAGAGAUACACACCGAACCGCUGUUCAACAUGAGUCUCCUGUCAGGGUUUUACGUCCUCUUGGGUCUUUACAGCUGUCAUUCUGCUACAGUGUUUGUGGGGAAGGACGAGGCUCAUGGGGGUUUGAUCCGGACUAAGCGGGCGAACUCGGGCUGGUUUGAGGAGCUGAAGAUGGGCAAUCUGGAGAGGGAGUGUCUGGAGGAGAAAUGUUCGUAUGAGGAGGCGCGAGAGGUGUUUGAACACGCGGAGGCCACCAAUGAGUUCUGGAAGAUCUACAAUGUUAAAGAUCACUGUGCAUCAAAUCCAUGUGAGAAUAAUGGGCUCUGCUCGAUCCAGAACGCAGAAUCCUACACGUGUCUGUGUUCGCCGGGCUUCAGCGGACGCAACUGUGAGCAGGAGAUGAAAGACAUCCCUGACUCCUGUCUUUAUAAUAAUGGGGGCUGCGAGCACUUCUGCACGGAGAAGGAUGCUCAGCGGAGCUGUUCCUGUGCUGAUGGAUAUACCUUAGGGUCAGAUGGUCAGAAGUGCCUGACAAAAGAGGCUUUUCCGUGUGGGAAGGUUCCUCUUCUUCAGGGGCCAGGUGCUGCUGUGAAUCCUAAGGAUGAUGCGAGAUCUCGUAUCGUUGGUGGAGCUGAAUGUCCUAAAGGACACUGUCCCUGGCAGGUGUUGCUAAAGUACGGUCAGAAGGGUUUCUGUGGAGGUGUGAUCUACAAACCCACCUGGAUCCUCACCGCCGCCCACUGUUUGGAAAAACUCAAUGUCAGGUUUCUCAAUAUAGUCGCAGGUGAGCAUGACAUUCAGGUGGACGAAGGCACAGAACAGGUGAUCCAGGUGGAGCAGAUGCUCGAGCACCCCAACUACAACUCCAGCACCUCCGACAACGACAUCGCCCUGCUGCGUCUGCGCAAACCCAUCGUCUACAGCACCUACGCCGUCCCCGUCUGCCUGCCGCUGCGAGACACGGCCGAGCGCGAGCUGUGGGCCGUCAGCAAGCACACGGUCAGCGGCUGGGGCAAACGCAGCGAGGACGGGCCCACGUCACGCUUACUGCGCCGCCUGCUGGUGCCCCGCAUCCGCUCACAGGAGUGCAUCGAGAUCAGCAACGUGGCACUCACCAGCAACAUGUUCUGCGCCGGUUACAUCGAGGGCAAGCAGGACUCGUGUAAAGGGGACAGCGGUGGGCCUCUGGUGACCCACUACAGGAACACCACCUUCCUGCUGGGCAUCGUGAGCUGGGGCAAAGGCUGUGCCCGACCAGGGUCCUACGGCAUUUACACCCGCGUCUCCAACUACCUGCAGUGGAUCCACCAACAAACAGCCAACUCUACAGCUGCAACACAAUGAAGCGUUAACACACAGCAAAUCUUUUAUUUUAUCUGAUUUUCUUCUUUAUGUAAAUAUGCUUCAAUCC
Molecule: messenger RNA, 1443 nt
Organism: Carassius carassius (crucian carp)
Lineage: Eukaryota; Metazoa; Chordata; Actinopteri; Cypriniformes; Cyprinidae
Product: coagulation factor VII-like
Exons: 8
Coding region: 63-1376 (437 amino acids)
Biological process (GO): proteolysis; blood coagulation
Cellular component (GO): extracellular region
Molecular function (GO): calcium ion binding; serine-type endopeptidase activity
Source: RefSeq, a predicted model, not a curated record